Molecule: messenger RNA, 657 nt
Organism: Diospyros lotus (date-plum)
Lineage: Eukaryota; Viridiplantae; Streptophyta; Magnoliopsida; Ericales; Ebenaceae
Exons: 1
Coding region: 1-657 (218 amino acids)
Source: RefSeq, a predicted model, not a curated record
AUGGGUAGGGCAUUCCCCUUAACCUUAACUGGGCACGCUCGGGCCUGGUUUAAUGGUUUACCCGAAACAUCAAUUUCUUCAUUCAGGCAGUUAAAAACAGAGUUCAUAAAGGCAUUCAUUAUUAAUAGUCAAAGGAAGAAAGACACAACAUACCUUCUUAGCAUUCGGCAAGGGCAUAGGGAAACCCUACGUCACUACGUGGACAGAUUUCUGAAUGCCACGCUUGAGAUUUGCAAUUUGCCUAUAGAAAUGGCUGUGUCCGCUAUGUUCCAAGGAACACGACUACCCCCUUUGCAAGAAUCAUUGUCUCUAGACCCGCCGAAGUCUUUAGCAGACCUGUUCGUCAGAGCCAAUAAUUACAUACUCCACACAGAAAUGAUGAGAACAAUAGGGGGGAAUGAAGAUGGAGAAAGGAAAAGAAAAGAGCGAGAUAAUGAAGAAGGACUGAAUCAGCGAAAAGAACGAACCAAGAGGUCAGAUACGGUUAGACCACAAUUUCAUCAUUGCACUAGGCUCAAUCAACCCCGGUCAACUAUACUGGCAGCAGUAAAGGGGUCGGGCCUUCUCCAGCUUCCGAAAAAGCCAGACCGUCCCAUGGGGAGAAAUCAAGAAGAAUACUGCAGAUAUCACCGGAUUCGAGGGCACUCCACUAACUAG